Leptopilina boulardi is the source of this 1090-nucleotide messenger RNA. RefSeq lists its product as uncharacterized. The transcript has 3 exons. The record is from RefSeq and is a predicted model, not a curated record. Bases 212 to 1078 code for a protein of 288 amino acids. Lineage: Eukaryota; Metazoa; Arthropoda; Insecta; Hymenoptera; Figitidae.
CACAUAUUUUUUUUUUAAUUUCUUGACUGCAUUAAUUUUAAAUUUGAAAAUAUUUCGAUUAAUAACUAAUUAUCUAACUAAAUUUACUAAUUUCAGUUUAUUAAAUAAUAUUUGUAAAAUAAGAAAUUAUUUCCCAAAAAAAAUAAUCCAUUAUAAUUUAAUUGUAACUUUUGAUUAAUUUUUAAUUUAUGAAAUAUUUUUCAGAUGGUCAAUGAUGAUUUUUUCCCCAAUAUUGGAAGCAAUUGAAGUACUACAUUAUUUUUUAAAUUUAAGACAAAGUAUUCACGAAGAAGAAUUAAUUUCAAAAAUAUCGGAUACUAUUUUUAGCUUCAGUGGAUCUGACGUCCCCCGCACACACAAACUCUGGGUCACAUUACCCCCCGGCCAACCAUAUAAGAUCAGCAUGAAAACUAUUUUAAACACGAAACGCUUGCUUCCACAAUUGGAUCGGAAACUUCGACGAAUGAUUAUCCCAUUAAAAAAAAAGAAAAUAAUACAACUUGAAAAAAAUAACUAUGACAACAAUGAAAUGACAGAUUUUGGAAAUGAUUUUAAUAAGAGAAAAUUCAAGGAAACGGAUUUUUUCCUCGAAGUUGAUGUCACCGAAAGUUUACAUGCGGCAAUGUCAAAAAUUCCACAUUUAAAAAAUGUUGAUUAUGAAUCAGACGCUGAAUCCGAUUCCAAUGCAUCGUCAUUUCUAAAUAAUAAUUAUAAACGUCAUGCUUCAAAAUCAAAAAAUAAUAAUGGUGAACAAUUUUUCAAAGAUUCAUCGUCAAUGGAAUGGGAAUCAUUUGUAGAAUUGGGAGCUUUUACCAAACUUUUAGUCGCUUUAAAACCAGAUUGCUUAAAAUUUACCGAAUCAACGGAAACAUCAAUUGCCGAUGUUAUUUUGAAAUUAAAAUAUCUCCUCGAAUAUUGGAAUGUUGAUGAUAAAAAGAUGAAGACUAUUUUGACAAAUGACAAUUCUUUGAUAAAAUGUGAACAAUGUGGAGUUAUUAGUUUAAAUAAGAAAAGAAAAUAUCGCACAAUUAGCAAACCCUUAGAAAAAGGAUCUCGUAAUUUUCUAACUUCCAGGUAAAAAAUUUAUUUA